UCUGGCCUCGCUUCGCAAAAAGUAAAAUGGUUCCCCGCCAAGAAGAAGAAAAUGAUGAUGAUGAUGAUGACAUCUCAGUCACUUCCACGGUUGAGAGUGAGCAGAAAUCGGAGUAUGAUGUCGAGGAAGUCCUAGCUGAGCAGCGCUUCGACGACGGUGUCAGGUAUCUGGUGCAAUGGACAGGCUACCCUCCUGAAAGGAACAGCUGGGAACCCACCGAUGCCUUCACUGAUAGGCAAACGAUGAUCGACUGGCGUCGGAAAAAGAAAGAUAUUGCAGCUGGAAAGUGCAAAGGUUAUGAUGUAGAUGCCUGGAUGCAAUAUAUGGAAGACUUUGAAGCAAAGAGAGAGGACCGCAAGCGCAGACGCGAAGCUAAGAGACGAAGGCUAGGAGCAUCAGCUGCUCAUGAUCACCGCCCAGAAGUAUCUGGGACAAACGAGGAUGCGCAGAAAACUGCUUCGGAGCGACCUCUACAGAAACCUUUGUCUCGACGCCAUUCCAGCGGCCCAGGAGUACAGACACAGAGGCGCGUUCCCCAGGAAGUACCUCCGGUCUUGUUCGGCAGUGGCAAGCCGCCUCAAACUCAUCCGCAGCGUCGGAGCUCUCUCCCAUCGAAUACGAGUAUGAACUUAGGCAAAUGGUUUCCAAAUCUGUCAUCGAAGUGGUGGCACCAGAAGGCCAGGGCCAGAGAGUUAGAUCCGGUCCUUGACGGCUUGGACCUGAGACGACCAUCAGAAUGGCCUGAAAACCCCCCCGUCGCCCCUACUAGGACCACCGAACGCAUUUCAGACAUACAGCCCGCCCCUACUAGAACCACCGAGCGCAUUUCAGGCAUACAGCCCGCACCUGUGUCUGAACCAGAAGCCUCUAAAUCAGCUCGAAAUAGGUCUCCUGAAAAGCCGGAUGAAAACACUACUCGAGUUAUUGAGCCAGCGGACUUGUGCAGAAAACGGAACCAUGAACCAUCUAUGAGCAGACCACUUCGAAGAAAAACCAUCAUGACCCUGUCAGGUCCCCGGCUGGUAGGCCUGGGCGAGCUGUUAGUUCGGAUCUUAUACGGUCCGGAUAGGAGGAUAAUAGGCACUGCUAGGCUUUGUGGCCUCGGGCAUAGGGUAAGAGCUCAGCUUAUCAAGCUCAAGGAAGGCCACAACCUUGACAUCUGGUUUCAACAUGUCUGUACGUUGGGUCAAUAUCAAGCAAUAGCUCCGAAUGCGAUGGGCGGAGCCUAUGAUAUUGGUUGGAUCGAAGGAUAUGACGAUACUUCGCCCGGUAUCCGCUCCAUGUCACAAGAUCUCAAGCAAGAAAAUACUGUGGCCAUAUACAACUCUGAAAGAGCGGGGCUGGCGUUUCUCGCUUACCCUCCCGAUUCACUCGACUUUCGAUGUCUGAGCAAUGCACGCAAGGACAUCCCCGUUGUGUAUCUUCAUGUUCAUGUUAGAGAAUCCCUGGAUUCCAUUGAGCAACUUCACCAUAACACACACGCUCAAAAGUCAACCCCACGACAUCCUGAAACCGAGAUCGUCGGAUCGACCGAGAUUGUGAAUAGAUCCGACCAUUUGUCAAUGACAGAGGGGUAUGAAGAGACCAGAAGGGAGUUUCCAAGGUCCAUGAAAGUGGCAGAUCAAACCGUGACAGAUAACGCUCCAAAACGUCACAUGUCCCCCGACCAACACCCUGACCAACACGUAGCAAAGGCUGUUGUGAACGCGCUCAGCCUACCGAAUAUACUCGAAGACAUCACCACCAAACCAUCUCUAUCAGAACCAGCCGCUUAUGAAGCAAUGGAUAUCGAUCAUGAAGGAUCACCACCCGCUCGUAAACAGAAGACAGCUCCCGCUGAUGAUCCGCCUAAUUUGAAGACUGUCUUCAAGACACAAUUCAGGACGAAUAUUGAGACUUUACUCAAGGUGAAUGCAGGGUCCAAAACCCAAAUAGCGAAGACACUAUACCUUAUGUACCCGGAAGAUCCCCAAUAUAGUGAAGAAUUUCAGCUGUUGGCCGAGUUUCUCAACCAGUACAAUCCAGUCAUAUUUUCGAGCCAGUAUGAGGGGGACUGGGAGAAGUUUGCGCGGACUGUCACUAUCGGAGUCGUCUUCUUCCACGCGAGCUUUGCGGCCUUUCACACACUUCCAUUCCUUAGGCAGCUCCUCGUCAAAUCCUCCGUUGGUUUUUGGAGCGUUUCGUUGGUCAAGCAGCUGCAAUCCGCCGACCAUCCUACUCACUUUCGACGCAUAUUUCCCCACGGCUGCGUCAUCUUGAUGACCGAAGAUUUCAUGGAGCGUGAGCAGCAUGGGACAAUCGUCUUGCUGGCCUGGAUGAACGAUUGGAUGAGGAAGAAGAUCCCGGGGUAUUGGAAGAUGAUGUUCCGCCCUAAUAUCCUGAACUGGGUUCUCCAGCAAUGCGAAGUCAGCCCACAGGCGGAUCAAGAAAAUUGGUUGACCAUGUACCGUUUGAUCUCGCAACUCUGCGUCCCCUCCGCCUACGAGGCCCCCUCCGGCCAAAUCCUAUCCGGCUCCACCGACGAAUACUUCGAAAGCAACGUCAUCUCCCCGCCCGGACUCCAGGGCUACGGGUCCCGCACCGAGAAAGACAACCCCGAUCUCCCCGCGGGCCUGUCGCGCGCGCACCUCGACGCCGACCACCUGAUCGAAUUCUUCGCCGGAUGGGGCCUGGUCAAUAGCCACCUCUACCGCCGAUUCGUGGUCAUCACCAGCCCCAACCUGAAGCUCGCGCGGUGGGCGGACUGGCACCACCAUGAGCUGAAACACGGCGCGAGGGACUUCAUCGGAACCUUCAAGAUCGACUACAAAUACUACUGGAACAAGCUGACUGAGAAGCCCGGUUCGCAGGCCGGAGGCAGGGACCUCCACAGCCACCAGGCCGCAACGCCUUACACGCCGCGUACUCCGGGCGGCCUCCGUUCGGCGACCGCUGAACACAAAGGGUCGAGGCUCACUCAAAUCCAGAAUACGGCUGUGGUUCAGUAUAACUAUCCCGAGCCUUACCAAUGAAGCAUCCCAGGAUGGGCGUGUGCUGUGUUGAUGCUGAAGCCGAUCGUGAUCGUGAUCGUGAUCGUUAUUUGUGGUCAUAUCUUUCCGGGAAGCACCAUUAAUCUGAACAGAAUUAACUUGAAAAAUGCC
Molecule: messenger RNA, 3140 nt
Organism: Aspergillus uvarum CBS 121591
Lineage: Eukaryota; Fungi; Ascomycota; Eurotiomycetes; Eurotiales; Aspergillaceae
Product: putative Chromo domain protein Chp1p
Exons: 4
Coding region: 27-3011 (994 amino acids)
Biological process (GO): negative regulation of transcription by RNA polymerase II; chromatin organization
Cellular component (GO): pericentric heterochromatin
Molecular function (GO): chromatin binding
Source: RefSeq, a predicted model, not a curated record